AUGAAGGACAAUGAGAAGAUACUUGAUUACAUCUCUAGAGUGAUUCUAAUCAAUAAUGAGAUGGAAUCUUGUAGAGAAACUUUGUUAGAACAAGUAAUCAUUGAGAAUCUAUUGAGAUAUCUUACUCCUCAAUUUGAUUACAUUGUUGUAGUAAUUGAACAUUCUAAAUACCUAGGAACUAUGAGGAUUGAAGAGCUGCAGAGUAGUCUAGAGAAGUUUGGUCACUUUGCCGCUGACUGUUGGUCAAAUAAGGGAAGGAAAUCAGAAAAAGCAAACAUAGCUAGAGGAGAUUAUGAUGAUGAACCUGUGUUAUUGAUGGCUUCUGAAUUUGAUGGUGCGUAUUUGGUAUACUGGUGGUAUAUGGACACUGGCUGCUCAGAUCACCUAAUUAGAAACAAACAAUGGCUGGUUGAUUUUGACUUUAGAAAGAAGACAACGAUCAGAUGUCCUGAUGAUAAAUACCUUAAAGCUAAAGGUAUGGGAAAUGUCAAAGUCAAGGUAAAGAAUGGUAAAACAGUUAUGAUCAAGGAUGUUUGGUAUGUUCCUGGAAUGAAGAGCAAUCUGAUGAGUGGAAGCAACAUAACAUUAAAGGUGAAUAUGGAGAUAGCUGAAACUAAAUGCCUUAGUGCAGAAGGCGCUAAAGGUGAUAGUGAAUUGUGGCGCAAGAGAUUGAGGCAUCUUAAUUUCAUAUUCUUAGGGCAUCUGAAUUCUAAGAAGUGGGUAUAUGGAAUUCCCAAUAUUGUGAAUCCUGAGAAGUCAUAUGGGAUAUGCAUGAAAGGCAAGUAA
This is a messenger RNA of Lathyrus oleraceus (garden pea), 786 nucleotides long. RefSeq lists its product as uncharacterized. Bases 1 to 786 code for a protein of 261 amino acids. Lineage: Eukaryota; Viridiplantae; Streptophyta; Magnoliopsida; Fabales; Fabaceae. The transcript is spliced from 3 exons. The record is from RefSeq and is a predicted model, not a curated record.